UUUUCAUUCAGUUUAGAGAAAAAUAUUAGUAUUUAGAUGUGCUAAGUUAUUAAUUGGAAUAUAAUAUAAAUACGCUAUGAACUGUUGUAGACCUGUACCUUAUCUCGUCGAAUUUCGUACUUUAAAAUUUCUUGUUUCUGGAAGGCCAGAAAAGUAUAAAAUAUCAUCUUUUGCUCAGGAACUGUUUAAGAAAGAUGUUAAAAAGCUAGUUAGAGUUUCUGAAGACGCUUACGACGUAAGUGUUUUAAACGCUAAAGGAAUAGCUGUAGAAGAUUUUUUAUUUCCUGAUGGAACAUUUCCGGAGAUUCGGUCAAUAGAAAAAUGGACACAUAUAGUUUUUCAGUAUUUUAUCGAAAAUCCUGGACGCGUUUUAGCAGUCCACGAUCGCUCUGGUCUCGGAAGAGCUCCACUAUUAGUUAUGAUUGCGUUAACUGAAGCUGGUAUGAAAGCAGUUGAUGCUUUUGAUUUAAUUCGUAGAAAACGCAAAGGUUGUCUGAAUGUCCAUCAGUUUGAAGGUCUUAUGAAAUACAAACCAAAGUGUCGCCUGAAGAAACUAUACACCGAUUUGGAAGUGACGCACUCUACAAGUGUUUUUCCCACUGUUCUUGGGCCCAUUAACCCAUGAUAUCAAUUUUUUAAUCUGAAUGAAA
Molecule: messenger RNA, 650 nt
Organism: Agrilus planipennis (emerald ash borer)
Lineage: Eukaryota; Metazoa; Arthropoda; Insecta; Coleoptera; Buprestidae
Product: protein tyrosine phosphatase type IVA 3-like
Exons: 5
Coding region: 77-625 (182 amino acids)
Biological process (GO): dephosphorylation
Cellular component (GO): nucleus
Molecular function (GO): phosphatase activity
Source: RefSeq, a predicted model, not a curated record